Aspergillus nomiae NRRL 13137 is the source of this 792-nucleotide messenger RNA. RefSeq names its product putative phospholipase D precursor. The transcript has 2 exons. The record is from RefSeq and is a predicted model, not a curated record. Gene Ontology annotation, molecular function: phosphoric diester hydrolase activity. Gene Ontology annotation, biological process: lipid metabolic process. Lineage: Eukaryota; Fungi; Ascomycota; Eurotiomycetes; Eurotiales; Aspergillaceae. Bases 1 to 792 code for a protein of 263 amino acids.
AUGCAAUUUCAGUCGGCACUUGUUGGUGUUUUGUGUGCACUCCACUUACUCAACCAGGCACUCGCCUCUUCAACCCAACGGCCGAUCUACGCGAUCGCACACCGAGUCCUACGAAACGAAGCAGUAACCGCCGCCCUCUCUCAUGGUGCGAAUGCAUUAGAGAUUGACCUAACAGCCUGGUACUUCGACUGGUGGGCAGACCACGAUGGAAAGUUAUUCAGUGCAGGUGCUACAGCACGCGACCUCUUCCGAUUCAUCGCGCAAAAACAGUGGACAAAAAACUACAAUAUUUCCUUCGUAUGGCUGGAUAUAAAAAACCCCGACUUUUGUCGAAGAAACCGACCCUGUUCCAUUGAAGCCUUGCGGGAUUUAGCUCGAGAGAUUCUCGAGCCAGCUGGUAUACGGGUACUCUAUGGCUUUUUCGAAACAGCUGAGAGUCGCGGGUUCAAGGUGAUCAGGGACGGUCUGAACGCAAACGAAGCGGUAGUUUUGAGUGGCGAGACGAGUACUAUCUUGCACUUGUACAGUAACACGGGGAGUGGUAUAGCAGUCAAGCAGAUGGCUAUGGAUUUUGGUGAUUCGUGGCUUGGAAAAGGAGUCGACAUUUACCCACAGCUUCGGUAUGGAAGUUGGCAGCGUGACAAAGGGAAACUUGGGAAGGUCUUCAGCUGGACUAGUGCCGAGGGCGAUGCGAGAUGUGGCCCAAAGGUUGCUCUGAAGGAUAUUGUCGACUUCGUUGAGAGUCAUUCGGGUACUCACCGCAUGGCUACAGAAGAUGAUGCGCCUUGGUAG